Ectocarpus siliculosus is the source of this 1515-nucleotide messenger RNA. NCBI's taxonomy places the organism in Eukaryota, Phaeophyceae, Ectocarpales, Ectocarpaceae. The record is from the annotation of a GenBank genome assembly.
AUGUCAACUUAUCAGUCAAAGCGCGAAGAUGGCCGCUCACGGCUUGACGGCUUCGAGAUCGAGAUCUUCAAACUCGUGCAGGAGGAGGUGACUUCAGAGCAAUGGAAGCAGUGGCUUCAAGUACCUCUGGAGCAUGCCGCGGCUAGAGGAAACUUGGAUCUCUUCACACGACUGAUGGACGCUGGUGGUUUUGGCGGGGAACGAGGCUGGCGGGGAUGCAAUGGACGAACGCUGCUGGGUGCGGCUGCAUGGGGCAAAAGCGACAAGGUGGUCCGGGCGUUGCUCGAAGCUGGGGCGGGGGAUGAUGUAAACGUCCUGUUCGGACCUGAAGGCAAGUCCGCUCUCCACGUUGCGGCAGCACGGGGUGCAGAGGAGGCCUCCAAGGCCCUCAUGGUGGCUGGAGCAGACCCGAAUUUGUUUGAUUGCAAAGGAUACCGUCCGCUCCACGUCGCUGCCAAAACGGGGCACGACCGAGUUAUCAGCCUCCUUCUCCUGAAAGGAGCCCACGUAGACGGGAAGACAUCUUCGGGAGAGACUCCUCUCCACCUCGCUGCUUCCAAGGGCCAUGCGCUAUGCAUCUCUGAGCUUUUGCUGGGAGGCGCAGACAAGGACGUGGCCGAUUUUGGAGACCAAACGCCACUAUACAAGGCAGCAAACUACAACCACCUCCGGAUUUUUAAACAGCUUUUGUCUGCGGGUGCCGACCGUUGCCGUACCAACGUCAACGGCUGGUCUCCACUGGAGGUGGCUGCACACCUAGGACACACGACCAUCGUGAAAGCCUUCCUUGAAACGGGAAGUGAAGUCGACACAGGUGAUGAUCAAGGAUACACAGCUAUACACUGUGCUGUUAAUAGACAUGGGCCUCUGGACAACGGCGCCGUUGUCCGUUUACUGUUGGAAGCUGGGGGUGGUGUCAACGCAGAGACCGGCAGAGAUUUUCUCCGAUGGACGCCGCUCCAUUUUGCCGUAGAACGUCGGAUAGCAUCGAUCGACACGACGCUCGCCCUGUUAGAGGGAGGGGCCAACACCAAUGCGCACGGUGACCACAGCGGGACGCCACUGCACGUAGCCUGCAUGCACUCCAACGUGGCGGCUGUGGAGCUGCUGCUGCGUUGGGGGGCAGAUGAGACUUGUUCGAAUGACAACGGAGACGUCCCAGCAGACGUGAUAGGAGUGUACGAUCGGGGCGACGUCAAUGACGAAGACGUCAAGGCCGACCACAAGCGCAUUCGUCGAAUGCUGGCACGUGCUCCAGCCGACCGGUCAUGGCGUCGCCGCGGUUGGCUGGUGCUGAGCCGUUCCUGCCCAACAAGGGUGCAAAUAGCAAACAAAGGCAGCAGGGUCAAUCGCAACAGUUGCCCCGCCAAGGUGGCAAGGGUUAGCGGCGAGGAUUUGGGUGGGGAUGAGGAGGAGGCGGAAAACCAGAUGACGGUCGACUGGGGAGGUUUGGUGGGAAGCCUGCUCGGACUGGAGGCUGACGGGUUGUUCCGGUUGGUGGUGGGCUUUCUGUGA